Cyclopterus lumpus (lumpfish) is the source of this 3104-nucleotide messenger RNA. RefSeq names its product SH2 domain-containing protein 3C-like. Gene Ontology annotation, molecular function: guanyl-nucleotide exchange factor activity. Gene Ontology annotation, biological process: positive regulation of peptidyl-serine phosphorylation; small GTPase-mediated signal transduction. The coding region runs from base 123 to 2585 and encodes 820 amino acids. The record is from RefSeq and is a predicted model, not a curated record. The transcript has 12 exons. Lineage: Eukaryota; Metazoa; Chordata; Actinopteri; Perciformes; Cyclopteridae.
CAUCCAGUGACUUCCAGAGACCUGGUUGCAUCAUCACACAGGAAACAGGAAGUGGGGGCUCGAGCUCGCGGCUCGUCAUCGCGCUGCUGAAGCUGAACUCAUCAGGAAGUCGACGUCUGAACAUGAACACGCGGAAACUGAGUUUCAAAUGGUUUGGGAGCCUCUCCAAUCUGUCCGCCCGCCGCCCGUCACAGAGGAAUGACAUCUCGGCCGCCCCAGUGCAUGAUGGGAGCCUCGGCGGAGCCAAUCAAUCGGUGGACGACAUGGAGGCCCGCCUCCGCAGCCCCGGCUACGCCUGCUCCAGCCAGAUGUACACACAUGUGGGCACGGUGCCACGCAGCCAGUCACAGAAGAAAAAGAGCUGCAGGGCGCUGAAGAAGAAGAAGAAAGAGGAGGAGGAGGAGGGGGGGGAGGAGGGGGAGGGGGAGGGGCAGAGGAAGGCGGGAGAGCAUGUCCGAGACUCCCCUCUGCUCAGUGCACUGUGCAGCCUCAGUGGGACCGGUCUGGACCGGACUCUGCCUGGUCCCUCACCGGCCCGGCCGCUGCCCUCCACCCCCUCACCCGUCCGUGCUUCACCUUUGACCUCGGCGCACGGAAGCCGCUUCGCUGUCCGUUCAGCCGACCCCUUCAGGAGCCCUUUAGGAAGGGACCCGUCGGACAUGACCACCAACGGCCUCACGGCGGCUUCACCGCAGGACGUCUACGUGCCCAUGGACCCGAUAGCCGAAGCCGCUCGCAGCCAAACACAGGAAGCAACAACGGCUGAGAGCGCCUCGCAGGAAGUGGAGCGCGUCUACAGUCAGCAGGACGCGACAGACGGCAGGGGAGAAUAUGUGAAGUUCUCCAAAGAAAAGUUCUGGUUGGAGCCGCCGUCGGACAAACUGAGGAAGCAGCUGGAGGAGGAGCUGAAGCUGAGUGGCAGCAACCUGAAGAGCCACGCCUGGUACCACGGACCGGUCCCCUGGGAGGUGUCCGAGAGCCUGGUGGUGAACCACGGAGACUUCCUGGUCCGAGACUCUCGGUCCAGUCGGGGCGACUUUGUCCUCACGGGCCGCUGGGAGCAGGAGGCGCUCCACUUCGUCAUCAGGAGGACGGCGGCCCCUCGGGUCCAGUACCGCCUGGAGGGCGAGGCCUUCGACUCCCUGCCGGCUCUCGUCCACUUCUACGCGGGGAGUCGGGCGGCUCUGACCCGGUGGACCGGCGCUCAGAUCCACCGACCCGUGAACAGGACGCUGCCUCUCGGCCACCUGGAGGACGGGAGCGGCGAGGAGAAGGUCUGUCCGAGGAGUCCUUCCUCUCUCCACAGGGGGGCAGAGAUCGACAGGGAGCAGGACCACCGGCCUCCACUGACUGCUGGAGAACCCUCCCUUUCUCCUCUGAACAACAACACCUCGGCGUGCCGGAGCCCCGGCAGCAGCGUGGCUCCGCCCCCGUCCCUCUCCGGGCGCCCGGGGACCGGCUCUCCUCAUCUGGACCGGGGCUCCCCGUCCUCUGAGGAUCAGGGAAGCUGCUACACGGAGCUGUACCCGGGCCCCCGGAGCUACGUGGAGAGGCUGCGGGCGGAGGACGGCUCGGCGGGCAUCGAUCCGCCGAGGGCGGAGGACGGGAACGUGUACUCGGCGCCGGUGGUGGAGACGGUCUCUUCCUUCAAACCCGGCGGGUACCGGUCGCGGCUGAUGCCCGGGGAGAAUAAACCUCUGGAGGUCGGCGUCCUGCGGCGGGUGAAGGAGCUGCUGGCCGAGGUCGACCCGAGGACGGCGGCCAAACACAUCACCAAGGCCGACUGCAUGGUGGCCCGAAUUCUGGAGGUGACUCCGGAGGAGCAAAGGAUGAUGGGAGUUAGUUCUGGGAUGGAGUUGCUCACGUUGCCACAUGGCCAACAGUUGAGACUGGACCUGCUGGAGAGGUUCCACACCAUGGCCACCACGUUGGCCGUGCACCUGCUGGGCUGCACCGGGACGACCGAGGAGCGCGCCGGCCUGCUGCACAAGAUCAUCCAGAUCGCCGCCGAGCUCAAGAGCACCACGGGGAACAUGUUCGGCUUCACCGCCGUCAUGAGGGCGCUGGAGCUGCCCCAGGUGUCCCGUCUGGAGCACACCUGGACGGCGUUACGGCAGCGACACACAGAGGGCGCCGUUCUCUACGAGAAGACCCUGAGGCCGUUCAUGAAGAGCCUGAACGACGGCAGAGAGAGCUGUCCGCUGUCCAACACCAGCUUCCCCCACGUCACGCCCCUCCUGGCCCUGCUGGAGAAGAGCGUGGCGGUGGGCGAGGGGGCGGAGCCUUGGGAGGCGGCGGAGGUCGGGGUGGACGUGGUCAUGUUCCACCUGGGGGCGGCGAGGACCAUCGCUCAGCUGGGGGGCAUCUACCGCUCCAACGCCGAGAGCAAACUGCAAGGUUUCAAGGAGCAGCCGGAGGUCCUGGAGCUCUUCCUGACCGACUUCCAGAUGCGGCUGCUGUGGGGGAGCCGGGGCGCCGAGGAGAGCCAGGCGCUGCGGUACGCCAAGUUUGACCAGGUGCUGACCGCCUUGUCCGCCCGGCUGGAGCCGCCCGGCAGGCGGCGCGGCCCGCGGCCCUCAUCUUGAUCCACGCGGUCCUUCACUUCCUCCGCCAGAAGCCACAUUCCUCACUGAGGACUUUAACCACGAUGAAGACGUCCGUGGAACUAUUCAGGAUUCUGUUGCUUUUGUUCUGCGGCGAAAACAAAACAGGAAGUGGUUGAUUUUGUUUUGGUGAAAUGAGGCCGAGCCUCGGGCGUGUUAUGAAUGUGUCUCUGGAGGCUGGACCUUCCUCUCUUCAUAUUCAAUAACCAAUAACAGAAUGACGUUGUGUGUGCAAUGUGCGUCAUCACGACUUUAAUAUAUAUUAAUAUUUAACGUAACGAUGAGGUCACUGAUGCCGUAAUCAGUGCUGAGGUCAGUUCAGGGCUUUUCUUCCUGUUUCCUUCAAAAUAAAACCUGUGCGGUUCCUCACACGUUCUCUCAUUACAUCGUUGUGUUGGAACCGACUCAACCGCACGAGAACGGAGCUUUUCUUUAACAAUGCGACACAUUGUAUUAACGUCUAAUAUUUAUCUGAAAUGUAAAUAAACAUGUUUACCUCAC